AUGAGCUGUGAACAUGGAGACGCCAGUGAAGAUCCAGCAAAAGAAGCCUUUCUGAAAGCACCGUUUGAAUACGUCAAGAGAGUGCCAGGGAAAAAAAUCAGAACGAAGCUAACUGAAGCUUUUAACAAAUGGUUAAAUAUAGAUGAAGACGUUUUAAUCAACAUAACGAGCAUAGUUGAAUCGCUUCAUAACGCUUCUUUGUUAGUCGAUGAUAUCGAAGACGAUUCAUUGUUACGACGCGGAAAGCCUGUCGCGCACAAAAUUUAUGGGAUACCAAGAACCCUCAACGCCGCUAAUUAUGUUUACAUGCUUUCGUUACAAGAAUGCAUAAAAAUGGAAAACCCAAAAGCUGUCGAAAUUUUUGCAGAGGAGAUGUUAGAACUUCACAGAGGUCAAGGAAAAGAAAUAUUUUGGAGGGAUACAAUACAGUGCCCGACAGAAGAUGAGUACAACCAAAUGGUUUUGCAAAAGACUGGAGGCUUGUUCUCUCUUGCUGUACGAUUAAUGGAAUUGUAUAGUAAGAAUAAAUUUAACUUCAAACCUCUGAUUCGAAAACUUGCACUCUACUUCCAAGUAAGAGAUGACUAUAUGAAUCUUUGUUCUUCGCGGUAUGGCAAAGAGAAAGGUUUUGCCGAAGACGUAACUGAAGGGAAAUUCUCGCUGCCAGUAAUAUUUGCACUUCGUGACCAUAUAAACGCGGCUGCCCCGUUUCGAGAUGACGAAGUUUUAGUGUCGUCACUUCUUUUUAAGCACUUGAUUGAAGAAAUGACAACUUAUUACUUACUUAGAGUAAGUUUAGGUAUUCUUCAACAGAGGCCAACAAAUUAUGAGGUUAAAGCGUAUUUCGUCAACUUACUUCGUGAAAGAGGCAGCCUUAAGAAAACCAUGGAUCGCAUCCAGUACUACUACCAAGAAGUUAUUGAUGAGACUGCGGUUUUCGGUGGUAACGAUAAGUUGAUCGAAGUUCUUGAAAACCUACAUAAUGCUCUUAAGUCAGUUGCUAUAGAAGAAGAAAAGCUUCUGCACCAGGAAGGACACUGA
Molecule: messenger RNA, 1041 nt
Organism: Enterobius vermicularis (human pinworm)
Lineage: Eukaryota; Metazoa; Nematoda; Chromadorea; Rhabditida; Oxyuridae
Source: the annotation of a GenBank genome assembly